Opisthorchis viverrini is the source of this 1530-nucleotide messenger RNA. RefSeq lists its product as hypothetical. Lineage: Eukaryota; Metazoa; Platyhelminthes; Trematoda; Opisthorchiida; Opisthorchiidae. Gene Ontology annotation, biological process: regulation of synaptic transmission, glutamatergic; G protein-coupled glutamate receptor signaling pathway. Gene Ontology annotation, molecular function: group II metabotropic glutamate receptor activity. The transcript is spliced from 2 exons. The record is from RefSeq and is a predicted model, not a curated record. The coding region runs from base 1 to 1530 and encodes 509 amino acids. Gene Ontology annotation, cellular component: membrane.
AUGCCUGUGCAUGGUCGAUCAUCCCGUUUGAUAGUUUUUAGUCUAUGUUUGUAUCUGUGCUUUGGAGUCGAUACGCGGACAACCCUAUUUGUGGACUCUCCCGGAGACAUAAUGCUCGGUGGACUAUUUCCUGUGCACACAACAGGUACCACAAACUGUAACGUCAUCAAUCCAGAACGUGGAAUUCAACGCGUCGAAGCUAUGCUGUUCACAAUAGAUGAGAUAAACAAUGAUACAAAACUAUUACCGGGAUUACGGCUGGGUGCAAUUAUUCGUGACACGUGUUCGGCUAGUCAGUUUGCUUUGGAACAGGCAUUACACUUUGUGCUUUCCAGCACUGAUAAGUGCCCGGCUGACCGAGGGGAAAGUUCAGGCGAAAAACGAGGGCUGAAUAAAGAUACACCAAUCACAAGAGGUGUUGUAGGUAGUUCGUACAGUUCGGUAUCAAUACUGGUAGCCAACUUGUUUCGCUUGUUUUCCAUACCACAGAUUUCUUAUGCGUCGACAAGCGCUGUGCUUAGUGACAAACGGGCAUUUCCGUUAUUUGCUCGUACAGUUCCUUCGGAUGUUGUUCAGGCUCGAGCGAUGGCCACAUUGGUGCAUGAUCAUAACUGGACCUAUGUGUCCACGGUUCGCAGUGCCGGGGACUACGGUGAUUCCGGAAUGGAUGCAUUUUGGAAAGAAGCUGAUAAGUUGGGAGUGUGCAUUGCUGCUCGAGAGGUAAUACGAAUAAAUUCGGGAACCGAGGACUUAGACGCUAUUGUUCGAGUGCUUCGGUACGAUUUCGCCAAAGCGAGAGUAGUGGUAUUGUUCACAGGAAUGGAUCAUACUAAGUUACUUCUGGAUGCAGUACAAAGAGCCGGCUUGGUAGAUCAUUUUGUGUGGAUUGCCAGUGAUGGUUGGGGGAGAGAAAAUCUUCCUGUGGCAAACAAUUCCCGGGUGGCUAAUGGAGCACUGACCAUUGAAAUCCAAGCAAAACCAGUUACGGAAUUCACGGAACAUUAUCUAAACCUUGGUUAUGAUAACCCACGGAAUCCUUGGUUUCGAAAAUACUGGGAAGAAUUGUUCGACUGCACAUUUGACACGGACGCCACGGCAUCCAAACAACGUGGCCGACGAUCACUGCAAACUUCUGCGUACCGAUCAGUGCAGCGUAGGUCCGCAACAGAGUCAAGAACGAAACCAUGCUCACGUGACCGGAACCAACGUCUACGCGAUCGACUGAGUUCUGGAUUCCAACAAGAAGCAAAAGUUCAGUUUGUCUACAAUGCCGUGUACGCAUUUGCUCAUGGCCUUCACAAACUGCAAGAACAGCUGUGCCCGGGAAAUCCCUAUCAUCCUUCGUGGGAUAAAUACAUGUGUAUUGAAAGGCUGUUGAAUUUCUCAGGGACAGAAUUCUAUGAAACAAUGAUCUCAACUUCAUUCACAGCUGACAAUGAUGAUGAUGAUAAUGGUGAUGAUGAUGGUGAUGAUGAUGAUGAUGAUGAUGAUAAUGAUGAUGAUGAUCAGGAUUCGAACCCCGGAAUCUAA